AUGACGUCCACAUUUUUAGCACAAAAUGAUGACAACAUCUCUCUCAUAAAGAAAGAUGAGAGUUUUCUUCAGAGAAGUUUUGGUAAGAGAAACCUUCAUGGUGAAGAUGAACUUCGAUCUCCACAACUCCAGGAGAAUGAUGGAAACAAGGAGACAAAAGAUGUCCAUGAGGACUCUCAAGUAACAGACAGCUCUUCUACCUUCAAAGUAAAAAAAUUUAAAGUACAUACUGAAUGCCAAAAUACAAUUCCUCCACUGGAAGAAGUGGAAAGGAACACACAGGAUGCCUUUCAGAGCUGGUACAAGAUCACAAUUCCAUGUGGGAGAAAGUAUGAAAAGAUGUGGAUACUAAACUUACUCCAGAGUCAUUGCAGUAUGCCCAUCUUUCCAACUGAUUUUCAGUACAUCAGAAGGAAGGCACAGUUCUUUGUUCAAGAUUCUAGAACUGCCUCUGAAUUGAGGAGCAUGAACAGCCAGAUAUAUGAUGAGGAAAAUAAAAAGAUACCUAUCUUUGUGAAUGCAUCUCCUGAGCCUGUAUCUGUGCAAUAUAUGUUCACAGACAAACAAAUGCAGAAGCUAAAGAUGGUCAUGAAGAAACGAUAUGAUGUCUCCCAGAAAGCUCUGGACCUCAGAAAGCUUCGCUUUGACCCAGGCUUCAGAAAUCAUAAUGUUGACGUAUUUCUGAAUCGAAGAAGCUGCAUGGUCGCCACUCUUGAGAUCAUCGAAAAGAAUUUCCCUAAGCUGCUAUCCUUGAACUUGCAGAACAACAAAAUACACUGGCUAGAUGCCCUGUCAGACCUAAUAGAGAAGGCACCCAGAGUCAAGAGCCUGAACCUUUCAAAAAAUGAGCUGAAGUCAGUAUGGGAGUUGGAGAAAAUGAAAGGACUGAAGCUGGAAGAGCUGUGGUUAGAAGCGAAUCCUUUAUGCAGCACCUUUCCCAAUCAAUCUGCCUAUGUAAAUGCUGUCCUGAAGUGUUUCCCCGGGUUAUUAUGCCUGGAUGGCCGGGAAUUAGUUCCAACAUUUUACACUGGCACUGACACGCUGGAAGUAAUAAAACCCUGUAUGGAAAGCUAUAAAGGAUCUGAGACUCUGAAGAGUCUGAUCGUGCAGUUUAUGCUUCAGAAAAACUUGGAAGCAUACCUCAAGGAUAGUAGGAACAUGAAGAGGAUCAAGGACCCCUUUCUGCGGAUGCAGCUGCUGAAGUACACAAAACAUAAUAUUGUGGCCAGCCUCCAGGAAUUGCCUCAAACUCUGCAUGAUUUCAACUCCUUUGUAAUUGACAUUUGUUUCCAGACUGAAAGGAUGAUCUGCUUCACUGUCAAUGGAGUGUUCAAGGAAUUGGAAGGAAAGUUUAAGGGAUGUAUUCAUGCCUUCACCCGGACAUUCAUCUUAGCUUCUGACAACUAUUCCAGUUUGUGCAUCGUGAAUGAUAAGAUGACUGUGAGGAAUGCCAGCCCCAGAGAAAUCAAGAAUGCUUUCUCCAUCCCAAUGCUCACAAAGUUCUCCAGCUCUCAAGGCACCUUUACCAAGAGUAAGAGGAAAAAGAUGAAGGAUUCCUCCACCCAGACUAAGAUACCGUCUGCCAGUAGACCUGCUGCAGGGCUUAUCAACCUUGGAAACAAAGAAGGGAGAAGAGAAUUACGUCAGAUCAUCGUAGGUCAGUAUGAAUGUGGGGAAUCCUGGAGCAGAACGGCAGGAUGGAAUAGUAGAGAUUUGGCUCCAGCAGAGGUCAAAGCCAGCCUUGGGAUUCCUCAGUCUCUCAUGUCCCUGUAG
Molecule: messenger RNA, 1773 nt
Organism: Nannospalax galili (Upper Galilee mountains blind mole rat)
Lineage: Eukaryota; Metazoa; Chordata; Mammalia; Rodentia; Spalacidae
Product: nuclear RNA export factor 5-like
Exons: 19
Coding region: 1-1773 (590 amino acids)
Biological process (GO): poly(A)+ mRNA export from nucleus
Cellular component (GO): cytoplasm; nucleus
Molecular function (GO): protein binding; RNA binding
Source: RefSeq, a predicted model, not a curated record